Larimichthys crocea (large yellow croaker) is the source of this 3640-nucleotide messenger RNA. It is a transcript of the gene wnt7aa, whose product is annotated as wingless-type MMTV integration site family, member 7Aa. Gene Ontology annotation, cellular component: extracellular region. Gene Ontology annotation, molecular function: frizzled binding; cytokine activity. The record is from RefSeq and is a predicted model, not a curated record. NCBI's taxonomy places the organism in Eukaryota, Metazoa, Chordata, Actinopteri, Sciaenidae. The transcript is spliced from 4 exons. Gene Ontology annotation, biological process: neuron differentiation; positive regulation of JNK cascade; cell fate commitment. Bases 734 to 1783 code for a protein of 349 amino acids.
UGUGUGUGUGUGUGUGUGUGUGUGUGUGUGGAGGGGGGUCAAAACUUGUCAUGAACAGUGGAUCGGUGGGAGGGGCGUUUAUUGCUGGAACCUGAAUAAAACCGUGCCGGUAGCUGCUCGUCUAUCAGACAUGAGGAGGACGAUCCAGAGCCCGGGGACAGUAUGUGUGUGUGUGUGAAGAGCUGAACAUCCAAGACCGGCUCCUGGUCAUAACUGUACCCAGAUCUGGUGCAGCAGCUGUGUGUGUGUGUGUGUGUGUGUGUGUGUGUGUGUGUGUGUGUGUGUGUGUGUGUGUGUCAGAUAGAGAAGGACAGAUGAGCUGAGCGUGUACCUGCAGGCUGAGAGUGUGUGAGCGGCUCAGAGGCAGAUCCUCUGCAGAACACGCCCUGAUAGAAAAAGGUAGACACACACAGGGACACACACACACACACAUAGACACACACACACACACACAUACACACACACACACACACACACACUCAGCCUGAUCAGUGAGGAGCCGAGCUGCUUUACCUGAAAACAACAGCCCCAAUGCUCCAGCACAGGCUCACAGCGCCGGACAGCAACCAAAUGAAACCAGGACGAGUUGAUUUCCACAAACUUUGGUUUGUCCCGAGGAGCUUUCUUCCCGUCUGCAGCCCGGAACACCUGGACUCCCCCCGGGACUCCGCGCACAAAUAAGGCUGCUUGUUGCAACAGCAGAGCGUGAACACACCGGCUGGGGCUGAGCACCAUGAGUAGGAAGGCACGGCGCUGGAUUUUCCAUUUUUUCCUGUGCCUUGGAGUUGUCUAUUUGAAAAUCGGGGGUCUGUCAUCGGUGGUGGCUCUGGGAGCGAGCAUCAUCUGCAAUAAAAUCCCCGGUUUGGCACCGCGUCAGAGGACUAUCUGUCAGAGCCGACCGGAUGCGAUCAUAGUGAUCGGAGAAGGAGUUCAGAUGGGGAUCAAUGAGUGUCAGUUUCAGUUCAGACACGGACGCUGGAACUGCUCUGCCCUGGGAGAGAGGACGGUCUUCGGGAAAGAGCUCAGAGUGGGCAGUAAGGAGGCUGCAUUCACCUACGCUAUCAUCGCUGCUGGGGUCGCCCAUGCAGUCACUGCGGCCUGCACCCAGGGGAGCCUGAGCGGCUGCGGCUGUGACAAGGAGAAACAGGGUUUCUACAACCAGGAGGAGGGCUGGAAGUGGGGCGGCUGUUCUGCCGACGUCCACUACGGCCUGGGUUUCUCUAAGGUGUUUGUGGAUGCACGGGAGAUCAAGCAGAAUGCCAGGACGCUCAUGAAUUUACAUAACAAUGAAGUGGGACGCAAGGUUCUGGAGAAGGGCAUGCGCCUGGAGUGCAAGUGUCAUGGUGUGUCAGGAUCCUGCACCACUAAGACAUGCUGGACGACGCUCCCCAAGUUCCGUCAGCUGGGAUACAUGCUCAAGGACAAGUACAACCAGGCUGUGCACGUGGAACCGGUACGAGCUAGUCGCAACAAGCGCCCCACCUUCCUGAAGAUUAAGAAACCCCACUCCUACCGCAAGCCCAUGGACACGGAGUUAGUCUACAUCGAGAAGUCUCCUAACUACUGCGAGGCCGACCCUUUGACAGGCAGCAUGGGAACACAGGGUCGCCUUUGCAACAAAACGGCUCUGCAGCCCAACAGCUGCGACCUGAUGUGUUGUGGUCGAGGAUAUAACACGCACCAAUACUCCCGCGUUUGGCAGUGCAACUGCAAGUUCCUGUGGUGCUGCUAUGUCAAAUGCAACACCUGCAGUGAGAGGACAGAGGUGUAUACCUGUAAAUAGAAAUAUUUAUUGGAUGUGUAUUAAGACGCACAGCUAGACUGGACUUUGCGUGAAUGUGUGUGUGGGUGCAUGUUGUUCGUGUAUUUCAGAACAAGAGUUGUCUGUGGCUGACAGACACAUGUGGAGUGACUGCCUUCCUGUUUUGGCGUCACGACAACCAGUUCCUCCAACAUGUGAUGAUUAUACUGAUGCCAAUGGACAUCUGCCAUGACACUGGACUUCAACCUAUGGGCUCAUAAAUCGUGUUUUUAUUUUAGAAUUUGAACUCCAUUUCAUGCCCCAGGCUUGACUUCUCUGCAAGCCACACUGGUCUAUUGGCAUGCUUCACCUCAAACAGUGAUUGAUAGACUAAUAAUUUAUUCAAUCAAACUACUGAUGAUUUUGAAAAUUCACUGUUGACGAUCUGUUAACAUUUUUAGUUGGCGUAGACGCCUUUUAGGCAUUUUAGUGAAACAAUAUUCAAGUGCACUUAUAAGCGAAAAACAUUUUUUUAACCAGACAUCUUUUACACACUGGAGCUGAAAACUGAACUGAACUCGACUAAAUGACAUAUUUGAGACCCUGCAGCUUAUGUGCAUUAAGCCUAGCAGGGGAACAUGAAACUACUGAUCCUGGGCUCGGUAUGAUAGUAUUGUUUUCUACUUGUUUCUGUCCCCUCUCCCCUCCUACAGUUUGCUGCUAGUUGUCUGGAAAGUCAUGGAGUUUGUGACUGAGCAGCCAUAUUGACUCUUGAAGCUAAAGCUGACACCACCAGAAGCAAACGCGAGCUUCCAGACAAAAAUUCCCCUUAAUGUUGGUUGAUAGAAUAUAUUUUGUAAGAGAUUAUUUUUAUAUAAUAUGUUUUUUUUAUUUAUUUUCUGUCUCUAUGUAAGAUAUUUUCCCUUAGUAUUUCUAACUGUUCAGUUACUGAGUUCAAAAAGGAAAUGACCCACUGGAACAAAUGUGCCUUGUUCGUCAGCAGCAGAAUAUAAUAAUGUUAUACUGAAAUAUGCGGUAUUGUGAUUUUUAACCCAUUUUCAAGACACAUGAUAUCACCUGGCUUUGCUGCCGAUAGAGAGCCAAAGUCCUGAUCUGUCUCUCUAAAAAUGUUUUCAUGUGAUUUACUAUCACCGUUAUCUAUUACAGCUUUUGCUAUUGACGGUAUGCCAGUGGUACACAUCAGUAACACACCAGUAAUAUAUCAGCGUAACUGUUGGUCUCUCCCGUAUCUAUGAUAUCCACCCAUGGUUUUUUGUCGACUUUCCAUCUUUUUGACUGUAAUCUCUGUUGACUAGCCGUAGGCACUCAACUGUCCUCUGUUGAACUUGUAAAGUUUAACCAGCAAAGGUCUUCUGUGGUGCUUAGCAAAAACAGAAAAAUAAUACAUGCACGUAAAUAAAUAUUUUACAUAAAACCAUGCUUUUUACAUCCAUUUUUAGUCAUUUGUGUAAAUAUAAAUGUAAAUAUGAGGAGAUCAUUAGACUUCAGGAACAGAAUUUGGGAGAUACGCUUUCACUUCGGCUCUCUAUACGGUCAAACACAAAUAGGCAGUUUGUGCUUUUUAUCAAAUCUCUUACUAACACCAGCGAGGGCUGGGUAUCAUUUCAUAUGAACCUUUUUUGGCCUUGUGCCUUCAGUCAGAGAGAUGACAGGAAGUGAGUGGGGAAAUAGAUGGGGCAACAAAACUAGGAUGUUCAGGUGGACCUGGAUGCACCAGCUGUAAAUCAUUUGACAUUUUUGAUAUUGCUGAACAUACUAUACCAGAGUUCAACACAAAAACAAAAGAAAUAAAACAGAAACAGAAACUGAACUGAUGAAAUGAUAUCACCCAACUGCUGUAGUGCUCUUAAAUCACAGGUCAUUGUUGUCCUGUUUAUG